CUGGGGGUGCUCAGGGUUAGAUUCCCCCAAUAUCUUGGCUUGUUUGUAUCCACUCCCUCCAAUGCUAGGCAUCUUUCAUCUCUGCCAAACAGAAUUACUCUUUGCUAUUUUUUUGAAAAACUUGUAUUUGUUUACUAUUGGAAUGAUUUCAUAAUCCACUUCCUGGUCUAGAGGACACAAGAACAAUGGCUGCGGGGAGUGUUCCUUCAGAGAUCAUAGAAAGGGAACGAAAAAGGUUACUUGAAAUCCUCCAAAAAGAUUCCGAUUCUGUCUUAGAUACAUUAACCUCUCGGAGGCUGAUUUCUGAGGAAGAGUAUGAAACUCUGGAGAAUAUUACAGAUCCUCUGAAGAAAAGUCGAAAGUUGUUAAUUUUGGUACAGAAAAAGGGAGAGGUGAGCUGUCAGCAUUUUCUCAAAUGUUUACUUAGUACUUUUCCAGAGUCAGCUACCAUUUGGGGCUUACAGCAUGAAUUUCUAAAGCAUGAGAAUAUAGAAUGUACUCAAUCUAUAACUGAAAGCAAGAAUUCAGAAAACACUUUUUCCUCUAGAGAGAAACAGCCUGAGAGUCCUGAGAUCACAGUGUCCUUUACAGAGAAAGAACACCAUGAUAUGGGAAUCUCUGAGUCCUUCAGGGACAAGAAGACUAGUCAUAAAGGAACUGCUUGGGCCUCCAGGGAAAAUGAAAAGGAAGACAACACACCCAAAGUCACAUUGCCUGAAUAUGAGAACACUGAAUAUGAAAUUCCAGCAACUAUUGCUUAUUUACAGGAUGGACAGAACACUGAAUAUGAAAUUUCCAGCAAACCUGAAUAUGAAAUUCCAGCAACUAUUGCUUAUUUACAGGAUGGACAGAGAUACGAGGAGCCAGAUGAUUCAUUAUACUUAGGAAAAGAGGAAUAUCUAGAAUCUGCUGGAUACUCUGAAGAUGCAGAGCCCACUGUGGAAGAAGAGGAUUAUAAUGACUCAGAGCACAGUGUUUAUGAUGGCGAGGAGGAUACUGCAUAUUCAGAAACCGCACACUUCUCAGAUGAAGAACAGAGCUAUGAAGAUUCAGAAACUGGCAUGUUAUUGGAGGAAGAGGGGGAGGAGGCGGAGGAGGAGGAGAAAAGGAUUGAAGAAAGAAAAAAAGUGUUUAAAGAUGUCCUGUCAUGUUUGAACAUGGACAGGAGCAGAAAGCUUUUGCCAGAUGUUGUUAAACAAUUCUCCUUAGAUCGAGGAUGUAUGUGGACACCUGAGACUCCAGGGGACUUAGCCUGGAAUUUCCUGAUGAAAGUUCAAGCUCUGGAUGUGACAGCCAGAGAUGCAAUCCUCAGACACAAGGUUCCGGGUGAGGAUGGCAAAGAGGAAUUGCUGGCUGGAAUAGAGAAUUUGGAAGUUAGAGACAUACAAACCAUUAAUCCAUUGGAUGUUCUUUGUGCCUCUAUGCUCUGCUCAGACAGCUCUUUGCAGCGUGAAGUCAUGUCAAACAUGUACCAGUGCCAGUUUGCUCUUCCCCUGCUCCUGCCAGAUGCAGAAAACAACAAAAGCAUCUUAGUGCUAGGAGCCAUGAAGGACAUUGUGGAAAAGUGGUCAACACAGUCUUCAGGAGGGCCUAGAGGGGACACAGAAAAGUUUCUGAAGAUGCCUGUCCUCUCCUUUGUGCGCCUAGGAUACUGUAACUUCUCCAAGUCCAGAAUCCUCAACAGACUGCUUGAUCCUGCCCAACUGAAAUCACACAAAAUCUUUUUCCAUCAGGAUUUUACUGUCCCAGUGCUUCCCCGACAAAUCUCUGAUGGCCUGGUUGAGAUAAUGUGGCAUUUUCCGGAUAGCAAUGGUCCAAAGAAAGACCUCAGUUUUUUCCAAAAGCCUGUUGCUCUGGCCAAUCUUCGUGGAGACCUAGAAAGUUUUUGGACACAGUUUGGUUUUUUGGUGGAAGUUUCCUCAGCUGUGUUUUUUUUCACUGACUACCUAGGUGAGAAGGAAUGGGACUUGCUAAUGUUUUUAGGAGAAGCUGCCACUGAAAGAUUCUACUUUGUUCUCAGUCCCCAAGCCCAGGAGAGUGAAGAGGUUCAGCUUUUCCAGAGGGUUCUAAAUUUGAAGCCAUCACAGCUACUCUUUUGGGAGGGGGAAGAAGCUGGAGAGAGAGGAAAGAAUAUGGAGCAUCUUCAAACUGCUCUGCAAGAAGUGAUGUCAUCUUCACUCAGAUGUGUGUCCAUGGAGGACAUGGGCUCCCUGGCCAGGGAGUUGGGAAUCCAGGUAGACCAAGACUUUGAGAACGUUCAGGUAAUUCAUAGUUGCCCUAGUGAAAACUUGGCUAGAACAGCUAGAGAUGAGAGACAACAAAGACACAGUCAACCAGAAAGCUCACCUGAAGCUCCAACUGAGAUGCCUGUAAGAGAGCCUGGGGCUAGCUGGAAUCUUCAGAAUUUCCACCAUACCCCAGUAUUCUUGCCUCAUCUGGAAAAUUCCUGUCCUUUACCAACCAGAAUUGGAGGUAACUUUAGCCAUGUUCCUUUGAAAGCUCCCUGGGUUAUGGGCUUCCACUUUGGGUCAGAGCAGAGGUCUAAGUGGUUCCGUCCCUGGCCCUUUCAGAAAAUGAGGGAUGGUCGAGGUGAAAGUUUUAGAUUUCAGUACUUCCAACCGCAGAGGUUUUAUUCACCUGAAAGAUUUAUGAAAUUUUCAAGAACGGCUUGGAGACAUCACAUGAAUACAUUUGAGAGACCACUAAGACCUAUGUUUCAGCAUGUACAGGCCUGGCCUAAGAGACCACAGACAAUGGGAGCUCUUGAAAGAUCUGGGGCAGUGGUCUCCCAUGUAGGGCACUUCCAUUCCCUGGGUUUACAGCUAGUGGGAACAGUUGGGAAGCCACAGCUUAAGCAUGCCUACGUCCAGAGGACACAACCAACUAGGGCAACUGGGAAACUUAUGAAAACAACAUCCCAAAAUGAAGGUCUUUACCCUCAGGCCUCUCAACCAGCAGGAGUCAUACAAAAGCCUUUAAGAUCUGCUUCUCAGAAAGGAGCCAAACUGAAGACACAGGAUGGACCUUCAAAUCCAGCUUUCCAAAUGGGAUCCUAUCCCAAGUCCAAUAGCAAAUGUUUAUCCAGCUCUCAGUUCCCAUCCAACCAGCCCAAGCCAUCCCAAGUCAAGCAAUCCCAAUCUAUGCCCUCUCAACCCAAACCCACUCAAGCAAAACCCACUCAGUACCGGCCUUCCCAAGCUAAACCCUCGCAGCCCAGACCCACUCAGCCCCACCCCUUCCAACCCAAACCCACUCAAACAAAACCCACUCAGCCCCAGCCCUCACAAGCUAAACCCUCUCAGCCCAGACCCACUCAGCCAAAGCCCUCCCAACCCAAACCCACUCAGCCCCAACCUUCACAAGCUAAACCUUCUCAGCCCAGACCCACUCAGCCCAAACCAUGCCCACCCAAGCCCUCCCAAUCUAAACCUUCUCAGCCCAGACCGACUCAACCCAAGUCAUGUAGGACCAGUCCUUCACAGGCUAAGACAUAUAAUCCAAGGGCAAGAAAACGUUAGUUUUCAUAGUUGUUUCUAGAGAACUAUGAGACAAAUCCUUCACCCCGGCCAUUGCUAUCAUACAUUAACCUAAAGGAGAAAGGCAGUGAUGAUAAGAGAUUAUCAUCAUUAGCAUGAAACAGAAAAAAAAAAAAGAUAUGCACAGCCUAACUGGUAUCAUUAAAAUAUCUGUAAGAAUUGUGGGGAUCCCUGGGUGGCGCAGCGGUUUGGCUCCUGCCUUUGGCCCAGGGUGCGAUCCUGGAGACCCGGGAUCGAAUCCCACGUCGGGCUCCCGGUGCAUGGAGCCUGCUUCUCCCUCUGCCUGUGUUUCUGCCUCUCUCUCUCUCUCUCUCUGUGACUAUCAUAAAAUAAAAAUAAAAUUAAAAAAAAAAAGAAUUGUGUUCACCAAAAGGAAAAAUAUGAAAAGAAUUGAGAAUAGAAUCAAGCAGUAAAUAAAUUAACUGAAUCCAACCUUGAGUAUUAGGUAGUAUAUAACCUGAAUUCAAGGAAUGGGGCUGUUGAGAUUACUCCAUAAAAUAAGGCUCACGCAUCUUCAGUGUUGCAAGAAAAACUAGAUGUUGGCUACUCCAGAGGUAUCUUGGUCAAAACUUUUUGGUUCAGUAUCAGCCACCAAGCAGAUAAUAUUGUUUGUUUGGGAUGUUUAAAUCAUUUUUACUUCUGAUGACAGCUCCAAUUUGCUUGGAUAAUGUAACUCAUUUGGCCUUUACAUGCAGAAAUAAUGAGCUAAAAACCAAUGAAAUAAAUGAUUUUGCACUAACUUGGGUAUGAUCUGUGAAUGUUUUGUAUAUAAAUUAUUUGUAAUAGUUAAGAUAAUUUGGCUUAUUAAAAAAUCUGCUAUCCUCAUGAUUUCAAGUUAAAAUAUACAAUUGAAUUUUUAAUUUUAGAGUUACAAAGCUUGUAGAAAGCACUGCAAUGUUUAAGAGAACUUAAAAUUCACAAAAUUUACAAUUUUACUUUAUUAGAUUUAUUACUAUCCUAAACAUUUGGCUAAGUUCUGCCAGUUACAAGCAUAAGUAAAAGGAAUAUAUUAAACUUAGAAUAUUUAAGUUUAAUUAAGUUUGUAAAAGAUACCAAAUAUUAAUAAAAGACCACUUCAAAGAUUGAUAUUAAAAUUCACUAGAUUUAGAAAUUAAAUAAUAAGAUUCAUAAGUUGGAUUAAGACCUCUGGUUUUUGAACUCAUGACUCUUAUAAAAUUAAUACUAGUUUUAAAUACUAAAAUGGCCCCACAUUGUCUUCAUUGGGUUAAUUUUUUUUUCUUUUUCAAGGAUGCCAAGGAAAAAAAUCAUAUUGAUAAACAGAUGAAAAACAAUCUUUGAAAAGGAAUAACUAAUUUCUGAAAACAUUCUCAUACUACAAUAGGCAUCCUUCACUUAUGCAUGUUUUAAACAAGAAACUAUUGAGUAUUUAGAGGGUGUUAAAUCUUUAAAGUUACUGUAAGGAUGAAGAAA
This is a messenger RNA of Nyctereutes procyonoides (raccoon dog), 4967 nucleotides long. It is a transcript of the gene CARD6, whose product is annotated as caspase recruitment domain family member 6. NCBI's taxonomy places the organism in Eukaryota, Metazoa, Chordata, Mammalia, Carnivora, Canidae. The record is from RefSeq and is a predicted model, not a curated record. Gene Ontology annotation, biological process: regulation of apoptotic process.